Molecule: messenger RNA, 5447 nt
Organism: Zalophus californianus (California sea lion)
Lineage: Eukaryota; Metazoa; Chordata; Mammalia; Carnivora; Otariidae
Gene: LMNB2
Product: lamin B2
Exons: 14
Coding region: 7-1962 (651 amino acids)
Source: RefSeq, a predicted model, not a curated record
GAUUGAAUGAGCCCGCCGCGCCGCGGCCGCCGUCCCGAGCCGCGCGGGCCCCGAGCCGCUGUCGCCGCCGCCGCCACCACCGCCGCCAUGGCCACGCCGCUGCCCAGCCGCGCAGGCGGGCCCGCCACGCCGCUGUCGCCCACGCGCCUGUCGCGGCUGCAGGAGAAGGAGGAGCUGCGCGAGCUCAAUGACCGCCUGGCGCACUACAUCGACCGUGUCCGCGCGCUCGAGCUCGAGAACGACCGGCUCCUGCUCAAGAUCUCCGAGAGGGAGGAGGUGACCACGCGCGAGGUGGGCGCGCAGCCGGGGCUUCGACCUCUGAGGGUCCCCGGGGGCUCCCGCGCGCGAGAGGUGAGCGGCAUCAAGACGCUGUAUGAGUCGGAGCUGGCCGAUGCCCGCAGGGUGCUGGACGAGACCGCGCGGGAGCGGGCGCGGCUGCAGAUCGAACUGGGGAAACUGAAGGCUGAGCUGGAGGAGGCGAACAAGAGCUCCAAGAAGAGGGAGGGUGAGCUCACCGUGGCCCAGGGCCGCGUGAAGGAUCUGGAGUCGCUGUUCCACCGGAGCGAGGCAGAGCUGGCCGCCGCCCUCAGCGACAAGCGCGGCCUGGAGAGCGACGUGGCCGAGCUGCGGGCCCAGCUGGCUAAGGCAGAGGACGGUCACGCGGUGGCCAAAAAGCAGCUGGAGAAGGAGACGCUGAUGCGCGUAGAUCUGGAGAACCGUUGCCAGAGCCUGCAGGAGGAGCUCGACUUCCGGAAGAACGUCUUUGAGGAGGAGGUGCGGGAGACGCGGCGGCGGCAUGAGCGCCGCCUGGUGGAGGUGGACAGCAGCCGGCAGCAGGAGUACGACUUCAGGAUGGCACAGGCGCUGGAGGAGCUGCGCGGCCAGCACGACGAGCAAGUGCGGCUGUACAAACUGGAGCUGGAGCAGACCUACCAGGCCAAGCUGGACAGCGCCAAGCUGAGCUCUGACCAGAACGAUAAGGCCGCCAGUGCCGCCCGGGAGGAGCUGAAGGAAGCCCGCAUGCGUGUCGAGUCCCUCAGCUACCAGCUCUCCGGCCUCCAGAAGCAGGCCAGUGCCGCAGAGGACCGGAUUCGCGAGCUGGAGGAGACCAUGGCUGGGGAGCGGGACAAGUUCCGCAAGAUGCUGGACGCCAAGGAGCAGGAGAUGACCGAGAUGCGGGACGUGAUGCAGCAGCAGCUGGCCGAGUACCAGGAGCUGCUCGAUGUCAAGCUGGCCCUGGACAUGGAGAUCAGCGCCUACCGCAAGCUCCUGGAGGGCGAGGAGGAGAGGCUUAAGCUGACCCCCAGUCCGGCGUCACGCGUCACCGUCUCGCGGGCCACGUCGAGCAGCAGCAGCGGCGGCGUGUCCACGGCCGGGCGCCCGGGCCGCAGCAAGCGCAAGCGGCCGGAGGCGGAGGAGUCGCCGGGCCCGGGCUCGAGCGGCAUUGGCUCCGGCAGCAGCAGCAGCGGCAGCACCAGCUUCCAUCUGACGCAGCGGGCCUCGGCCUCGGGCGGCAUCGGCAUCGAGGACAUCGACCUGGAGGGCAGGUUUGUGCAGCUGAAGAACAGCUCGGACAAGGACCAGUCCCUGGGGAACUGGCGAAUCAAGAGGCAGGUCAUGGAAGGGGAGGAGAUUGCCUACAAGUUCACGCCCAAGUACGUGCUGCGCGCCGGCCAGACUGUCACGGUGUGGGCUGCUGGUGCGGGAGUGGCCCACAGCCCCCCCUCGACGCUCGUGUGGAAGAACCAGAACAGCUGGGGCGUGGGCGAGAGCUUCCGGACCGUCCUGGUCAACGCCGACGGGGAGGAAGUGGCCAUGAGAACCGUGAAGCAGUCCUCGGUGGUGCGGGAGACGGAGAACGGGGAGGAGGGAGAGGAGGAGGCAGCAGAGUUUGGCGAGGAGGAUCUUUUCCAUCAACAGGGGGACCCAAGGACCACCUCGAGAGGCUGCCGCGUGAUGUGAACGGAACACGCCUCAUCAACUGUCUUUACCCCAGAGCCACCGAAAACUAUUUUUAUAUCAUUGGCUGUCUUUAGUCCUUGAUACAUUUCUAGAGAAUUUUUAAGCAUACUGCCAGAACGUGGGGGCGGGUCUCUGUGAUCUUUCCUAUGGGUGGGCUUCCUUGGACCCUUCCUUCAUCACCCCUGGCCAGAGUUCUCUUUGGUGCCCCAUUUCACCAUUUGGUUGAAUUCGAGGCCGAGGAACCUAAUGGCUGACAGGGGUUGGGCAUGGAGGCUGGGAGGCCGGGCCAGGGGCUGCCAGGGCUGGGGCUCUUGUGUCCAGGAGCCGCCCCGUGGGCCUCGAGUGGGUGGAGAGCAGCACUGCCUAGGAGUUCAGUUGUUUUAUGAAGCUCCUUAAAAACCAAAUCCAGAAUCCAGGUUCUGACCUGGGGCAGGGGGGCAGGCGCGUCCCCUGUGGAAUUUUGGUGGCCCGGCUGCAGGUGCUGGAGUGUGGGGUUUUGGCCGCCUGGCCUGGGCUCCGGGGCUCUGGUGUAAGUCCUUGUGAUGGUGUGCGGCCGCGGGCCAGGUUUCUAAGCACAUAUCGAGGCACUCUGCAGUGGGCCCCCUUUUCCCUUCCUGGCUGUCUGGCCCUCGAGUUUCUGGAGCUUUCUGUAGUCCAGUUCCUAAGCUUGCAGGACCAACAGGGCGGGAGAGAGAGAUGGAAACCCGGGGAACAGGGACAGCUCCGUUUGGAGACUUGUCACUAGGUAAAUGGCCAGGGGACAGGUGGAAAGGGAAAUGGGGUCACCUUGGAAGCAAGUGCCCCUGGUUUCAGAGCCACUGUCCACGGGGAGCAGCCAGUUCCUGCCCGCCGUGAGGAGAGCAGCUUGAGGGUGAGCCACCGGACCACCCACACGGCGUUUUCCCACUCUGUGCCUUGUGCCUGGGGCCAAGUCCCAACGCCCGCCGACCCCUGUAUGUGCGUGUCCCGCUGUCCUAGCUUCUGUGGCGACCUCGCUGAAACGCUGUGUCUCCGACAUGCCGGUGCUGGCUGAUUCCGCAGGAUGGCUCCACGGCCCCCAGUCCAGCUCCUGGCUGCCCGGCCCCCUCCGCAUUUGCUUCCCAUUUGUACCCCCCCCCACAUAGAUACACAGAAGUUAUUUUUUUAAUGGAUAUUUAUUUUUUUACAUUGGUCAGUACUCAGAUUGCCGGAUUCCACUUGAGGCCUCAUGCCAGCGUCACUGGGACAGCCCCCCAAGGGGCUGGAGUUGAGGGAGGCUAUCUCGGUGACCUCUGAGGCCCCAGACGGCAAAUUCCUUCAGAAAGUGCAGCUCGAGUCUUCAAGACGUCAUACUGAGCCAUGGAGGCACGCUGCCCCCAGAAGGCAGCCCGUUUACAAAGCAGCCAGCCCUUCCCAGCUCGCCCUAGGCCGGGAGCAGCACGCCUGCCUCCCACCUCGGGCCCUACCCCCGCCCCGCCCCGCCCCGCCCCGCCCAGUCCCGUCUCACUGCGCUUGGAAACUGCUUGUGGCCGGAGGGUCGGAGGCUUCUGCUGCAUCGAGAAUCUGCCCGCAGCCCCUUGCUUUAGGUCUAGUUCUUUCCAUGGCCACCCGAGUCCCCGGGCCGUGCGCUCGGUUCUCCUCGUGGGCGGAAAUGUCUAACCACUCCUCCCCGCGUUUCUGGUGCGCCCCGGGGCGCUCGCUCAGCCUGGCGAUGCGCCAGCCCCGCCCCACACACGACCUUUCCCAGGAGGGCUGCCGGCUGCGCAUCCCCCCACCCCGCGCCCACACCUCGGGGACCACGCGCACAGUGCGGGCCUGGGGUGCGGAGGCUUGAGGCUUUGGGAGGGUGGGGCUGGGGUCCUCCCGACAGUGUGCCCUGGCCUCGGCCACAUCCUGCGAGGUGUCUGGGGCGGGGGUCUCAUGUGCAGGGAGUGGGCCCCCCUCGUGUCCGGCAGGUGAUUCCUGUCGUCUUCAAGCCGGUUCCCCGCCUUAUGCCCGCCCGGUGGCGUCCCUGGCCCGGGGGAGGGGUGCCAGCAAGUGGGGGACGGGCGUUGGUAGGGAAGUGCUGGGAGGCCCAGGGUGGAGUCCAAUGUUACAGCGUCAGCGUCGGCCUGGGAAACAGUUCGUAGUUGUCAAACACGCUUAGCUUUAAGCCGCUUUAAAGGACGCGAGACGGUUCCCUCGCCCCGGCCAGCGGCGGCUCGGCGGCCCUCCGGGUGCGGUCUGACCCCGCAGCCCCAGGGCGCGCCCCCGCCGAAGCACCAGCACAGCCUGCCGGGGGGCCGCCCCGAGCGAGCGCCGGGCGGGGGAGCCGGGGGCGGCGUCCACGAACUUGCAUGCCAAACGUGUGGUCUUUUUCUUUCUCCAGUGAUUUGUAAUAUGCAUUUUAUGACUGGAAACUUUUUGUACAACACUCCAAUAAACAUUUUGGUUUUAAGUGCUGCCCCCGAGUCCGCUCUGACACAGCUGCCCCAGUCCGGCAACAGACCGGCGUCGGAGACCCCAGGGGUUUGACCGGGCCUCCCGUGCCAGCCUGCGCCCUCGGUCACGUGACGCGCCUGCCGCGGGCGGGGGAGGCCUCGUGCGCAUGCGCGACCCGCACGGCGAGCCGGGAACGUCUCAGCAGCCCCCGUGCCUCCCACCCGCCGGCACCAGGUCGGAGACACCCGCGGCCGGCGCGGGAGCCGGUUGCAGACCGCGCUUGCGCGCAAAGUGGGAGGGGGGGGAGGGGGCGCACGGCCUUGUGGUAGUUGUAGUCCGACCUGGCUCCGCUCCCAGCACGCUCGGACUUUAUUUCCCGUGGUGCCCCGGGAGGCCGACUUCCGGCGUGGGUACGGGUCGGCGCACGCGGUUUCGGUUCGUUUGGCUUUGCGGAGCCAUGGAGGGUGGCUUCGGCUCGGAUUUCGGGAGCUCCGGAGGCGGCAAGCUGGACCCGGGGCUCAUCAUGGAGCAGGUGAAGGUGCAGAUCGCCGUGGCUAACGCGCAGGAGCUGCUGCAGAGGAUGACGGACAAGUGCUUCCGGAAGUGCAUCGGGAAGCCGGGGGGCUCCCUGGACAACUCGGAACAGAAGUGCAUCGCCAUGUGCAUGGACCGCUACAUGGACGCCUGGAACACCGUGUCCCGCGCCUACAACUCGCGGCUGCAGCGGGAACGAGCCAACAUGUGACCCCGCCGCGCCCGACCCCCACCCUCCAUUUCAGUUCCAUAAACGCUCUUUGCGAAGCGGGGGCCCGCUCGUGCGUCCUGCCUGCCCGUGCUUCUGAGGAGACCGGCGACCCUCGGGACGCUGCUCCCCUCCCGCCUGCCAGCGAGCGCGGCGUGGAUCGCGGGGGCGGCGAGACUUCGCCCAGUGCCGGCAGCGCGGCGGCACGGCCCCCGGUGUGCACAGGCUCCCCGCGUGCCUCGGGCGGAGAAUCCGCGGUUGGACCUGGGGGAGCCGUCAGGCCCCACCCGAGCUGUGACCGCCUGACGGUGGGCGGGCAAAUAAAUGAGGGAGGGGCGGAAAA